CGUCGUGUCCACCAUGUCAAUGGCACUCCGCAAAUCCGACGAGUUCACGAAAGAGGACAGCUCACCGGGUGCUCUUUACCCCGACGUCUCAAUACAGAAGGCGAACAACGACAUUUACGAGGAUGGCACCAUAGAUCCUGUCUAUCAAGCGAAAGCUCGGUUGUUAAAUAGCGCGAUACAGGAGAUAGGAAUGGGAAGGUAUCAGUGGUAUCUCUUCAUCGUCGCGGGCUUUGGCUGGUUCGCUGACAGCGUAUGGCCUCUCAUCGGAGGACUCAUCCUGGCCCCGGUAAUCGGCGAAUUCCAGUUCAAUGGUCCUUUCUUGUCUCUAGCAUCCAACAUCGGUCUCUUUGUCGGCGCAGUAGUGUGGGGAAUCGGCUGCGACAUCUGGGGACGAAGAUGGUCCUUCAAUCUCACUCUUCUCAUCGCGGGCAUAUUCGGCCUCGCAGCAGGAGGCUCCGGCAACUUUGUCACGCUGGCCUCUCUUCUUGCCGCACUUGGCGUUGGUGUCGGAGGCAACCUGCCUGUUGACUCUGCGGUGUUCCUUGACUUUGUUCCUGGUUCUCACCAAUAUCUUCUGACCGUCCUGUCCGUCUGGUGGUCCCUCGGCCAGCUGUUCGUCAACUUGAUCGCCUGGCCUCUAAUUGCAAACUUCUCAUGUCCCCAAGACUCCGCUCCAGGUACCUGCACCCGGUCUCAGAACAUGGGCUGGCGUUACCUUCUCUUCACUCUCGGCGGCUUCACACUAGUCCUUUGGGCACUUCGCUUCUUUGCAUUCACUCUUGAGGAGUCGCCGCGUUACCUGGUGGGCCGCGGACGUGACGCUGAUGCUGUAGCCGUGGUGCAUCGUCUCGCGGCUUACAAUGGGACAACCUGUAGCCUCACCGUGGAGCAGCUUCGGGAUGCUGGCGAGUCGGCUGAUAUGAAGAAGGAUGGCUCGCACGAAGCAAAGGUGACAGUUCUCAGUCGGACAUCUAACUACACCAUGGACCAUAUCAAGGCUCUCUUCGAGACGAAGAAACUCGCCUGGUCGACGAGUCUUCUAAUUUCCAUCUGGGGAAUCAUUGGCCUGGCCUCGACGUUGUAUAAUAAUUUCCUGCCCUACCUUCUCGCUAGCCGCGGCGCGCAAUUUGGAGACAGCUCGUAUUAUAUCACCUACCGCAACCAAGUUAUCCUGAGUGUCCUCGGCAUACCGGGUGCUUUUCUUGCCGGAUGGGCGGUUGAGCAGCCGCUUAUCGGUCGCCGUGGCACACUAGCCAUUUCCGCGGGGCUCACCGGCGCGUUUUUGUUUGCGACAACCACAGCCCGGAACUCCAAUGCGCUUCUGGGUUGGAACUGCGGCUACUCUUUCCACAGUAACAUUAUGUAUGGCGUCCUAUACGCGAUUUCCCCAGAGCUGUUCCCCGCCAAGGAUCGCGGAACGGGCAACGGUUUAACUGCCACCGCUACGCGCGUCUUCGGCAUCCUUGCACCUGUGAUUGCCCUGUACGCGAACCUGAACACCGCGGUCCCGGUUUACGUGUCAGGAGCGCUCAUAUUCGGCGCGGGUGCGCUCACUCUGCUGCUCCCGUACGAGCCAAGGGGCAAGGCUUCGCUGUAGUGCAGCCCGCUCCGAAGGUAGGUAAAAUAGACGUAUCCGAAGAUAUUUUCUUUUUUGACAGACUUAUGAAUACCCCCACUGUGUCGUGGAAUACAUACUUUUCAUGCCUGUGCAAUCAUGUUCGUGACGACU
Phanerochaete carnosa HHB-10118-sp is the source of this 1729-nucleotide messenger RNA. RefSeq lists its product as uncharacterized. Gene Ontology annotation, biological process: transmembrane transport. Bases 14 to 1597 code for a protein of 527 amino acids. Gene Ontology annotation, molecular function: transmembrane transporter activity. The transcript is spliced from 12 exons. The record is from RefSeq and is a predicted model, not a curated record. Gene Ontology annotation, cellular component: membrane. Lineage: Eukaryota; Fungi; Basidiomycota; Agaricomycetes; Polyporales; Phanerochaetaceae.